GAACAAUCAAAUCAAAAACCAAGAAGAUCUCUCAGAAUCACCACUAUAAUGGCUUCCACCGAAGUGAACGUGACCGUCUUUGCCUAUCCUCAACCCGACAAGAUCGAUGAGGUUGCAACCCUUUGGAGCGAGCUUUCACGCCAAGUGCAGGCCAACGAGCCCGACACGCUGUUCUACUAUGCCUUUGUCAAUCAAGAUCGAAAUGCAAUUGUGGUCGUCGAGAGAUACCGUAACCAAGAAGCCCUAGUGAAGCACAGUCAAACGCCCUAUUAUCAGGCGUUCAUGGCCAAGGCCGGGGUUUUGAUGGCCAAGCCUCUUGAGAUCCAGCGGGGUGGUGGUCCAUUGCCCGAGUCAACCAAGGUUUCCCGGCUGUAGAUGGAUGGGAUGGGAUGGGAUGGACCCUAAUCAUGAAAACCUUUGUACAUUAAAGAAGUAUAUUCACUAAAUCUGAGCUGUGUAACGUUAAGUUAGGUUAGUUAAUCAACAUGAC
Molecule: messenger RNA, 490 nt
Organism: Aspergillus aculeatinus CBS 121060
Lineage: Eukaryota; Fungi; Ascomycota; Eurotiomycetes; Eurotiales; Aspergillaceae
Product: putative quinol monooxygenase
Exons: 3
Coding region: 49-375 (108 amino acids)
Source: RefSeq, a predicted model, not a curated record